Messenger RNA from Enterobius vermicularis (human pinworm), 672 nucleotides. NCBI's taxonomy places the organism in Eukaryota, Metazoa, Nematoda, Chromadorea, Rhabditida, Oxyuridae. The record is from the annotation of a GenBank genome assembly.
AUGACAGAAGUGGUGAUGAGAAAUCAAUUUGGAAAUUAUGAAGCAACAUUUUGUGCACAUGACGAAGAACUUGUUGGUUCUGAAGUUUUCAAAUGGAUUACAAUAGCUGACGCUAUUUGGACCUAUGCACUUCCAUUAGGCGUUACGAUAGUCAGCGAUUUAGCUGUUCUAAUAGGAUUUCAACGUUUAUCCAGAUUUACUGUAGUGAACAAAGAGGAAAUUCAUCGACCACUUUGCAAUUUAUCAUCGACUAACUUGACUUCGUCUAGCCGAAGAUCAUCACCGGCUAAUUAUGGUGGAAUGAAGAUUCAGUCUAAAAAAAGCAUAAUGACCGGUAAUUCUCGUCGUCAUAAAGCAAUACGUCGUUGUUUGAUAAUGGCAACAUUACAACUGCUUUUGACGGUACCUAACUACGCUGUACAGUUGGCUGAUGGGAUAUUCCAUCUGCAAGAUCAUACCUCAACAGCAAUUUUAUAUAUAUAUGUAGAUGCAUGCUGUUAUGUUCUGUAUCUAUUCCAAUUUCCACUAUUAGCCGCCUACGUUUAUUGCUUUAUAAAGAUACAGCGUAAAGACAUCUUUAUGGUUGGUGUCACCAAAACUGCAUCUGUAGUUGGUUCGGCAUGUCAACACUGUGUCAGUUCAACAUUUCUGCUGUUUGGACGAAAAACCUAA